UGAUUUUCUUGAUACGUUGUUUUCUUCUCGGCUACCAACUCAACACUUGAGAGUAGCCUUGCCUAUUAACCCGAGCUCGAAUCCCUCUCCCUGCAGUUUAGAUUAGUUGAAGGCGAAUUAGCGCUUGUAUAAAAAGAAAGCAGUCUCUCCCUGGUUUCAAAUGCAUUCAUGAAUCUGUGAUCCAAAGAAUUGCCCUCUUGUUUUAGAAUUUAAAUUUCAGAGCUGGGUGAUUGCUGUUGUCGUUGUAAUUAUGGAAGCGGCGGUCAUUACGUCAAUUAUAGUGCCUGCUGCAAAAAAAGCAUUUGGAUUCCUGUUUGGUGCCGCCAGAAAGGCGCAUAAGACGGCUAAGAUGUUUCCAGAACUCCACAACAAGCUCAGUUCGAUGCUAAAGUCUCUAGAGUCUCGGAGACCAUUGAUCGCACAGAUAAACCAAACCGGAACCAAUUCGGUUCCUGAAACGUUUACAAGGACAAUGGAGGAUGGCAAGAAGCUGGUCGAAAGGUGCAACAAGGUUUCCCACGGGAUGUGGAACAUAUGGGAACAGCGUAAAUAUGCGAAUAAAAUUAUGGAAUGGGAGAAAUCUCUUCAAAUACUCUUGCCUCAGCUGAAUUCUGCAAAUCUUGUGGCACAAAAUCAAAUCCAAAACCUUAUUACAACUAGGUAUGCAGUUCCUUACCUUCCAUCCGAUACGCUUCGGCUGGAUGCACAAUUGGCUGAGAUCAAGAUGAAAUUCCUUACGGACAACGCGCCAUCAAUGCUUGUGCUCACUGCUCCGCCAGGGUGUGGGAAAACCUAUAUGGCAAAAAUGCUUUGUCAUGAUCAACAAGUCAAAGCUAAAUUCAAGGACAAUAUCUUCUUUACCACGGUUUCCGAAAACCCCAACAUUGAUGUCCAAGAAUUCUGCCAACAUGCCGGAUUCAGGUCACCUGCUUUAGAAAAUGAAGAAAUUGCGGCUGGGCAAAAUCCUUUCCUAUUAAUCUUGGAUGAUGUUCCGUCUACAUCAGAAUCCCUUCUUCACGAGUUUAAUCAAAUCAACAUUUCAGAUUCCAAGAUUUUGGUGACAUCAAGAUGCCAUUUUCCGAAAUUCGGGUCUCCAUAUGAAUUACAAGCAUUGAGUAAAGACGAUGCACUGACUCUUUUUCGUCGUUCAGCAUUCCCGCCAAAUACGAGCUUCAACGAAGCUGAUUUUCAGCAAGAGUUGAAUGAGAUAGUAAACCACUGUAAGAAAUUUCCACUUGCCAUUACAACGAUAGGAGGGUCGCUUUGUAAUCAGCCUAUAGAGAAAUGGAGACUCAAAUGCACAGAAUUAUAUCAAGGUUCUAUUCUUGAGUCAGAGGAAAGUUUGCGUGUAGCCCUCCAAGGUUGCUUAGAUGACUUGAAUAAAGGAAUGGCUACUGUCAAGGAUUGUUUCAAAGACCUUGGUUUAUUUCCCAAAAACCAAAGAAUCCCCGUUGCUGCCCUCCUUGAUAUGUGGACAGAGUUAUAUGAGGGAGCAAAUGAUAACAUGUCAAUGGUGAACCUCUAUGAGCUCACCAUCCGCAAUUUGGCCAGUAUUGUAAUCACAAGGAAUAAGGGUAUGGAUGGCUACUAUGGUGAACACUUUGUUAUCCAACAUGAUAUGCUUAAAUUGCUAUCAAUCCUUGAGAGUAGUGAUGAUCCGAUAGGACAUAGACUGAUUAUAGACAUACGUGAAGGGGAGCUUCCAACAUGGUGGACGGAGAAGCAGCAGAAAACGAAUAAGGCUCGCUUGGUAUCUGUCUCAACUGGCGAAUCGUCUUCAACAGAGUGGCACAACAUGGAUCUACCAAAAGGCGAGGUUCUAGUUUUGAAUUUUCAAGCAAAGAACUAUGCCUUACCCAAGUUCAUGAAGAAAAUGUGCAAGUUGAAGGUUCUAAUAGUCACAAAUGAUGGCUUCUCACCUGCUGAGCUAAGCAACUUUGAACUGCUGUGUUCUUUAUCUAAUCUAAAGAGACUAAGAUUAGAGCGUAUUUCAAUUCCUUUGAUAAGCAAGGAGAGCAUUCAAUCAAAAAAACAGAAGAGCAUUCAAUCGAAUAGUCUAAAGAAGAUAUCUUUAUUCAUGUGUAACGUCAGAGAAGCAUUUGGAAACUCUUCCAUCCAAAUUUUUGAGACAUUCCCAUACCUAGAGGAGUUGCACAUCGACUAUUGUAACGAUUUGGAGAAAUUGCCUGCCAAGCUAUGUGAUCUUAUCCGCCUAAAAGUUCUCAGCAUCACCAACUGUCAUAAGCUAUCUGUCUUGCCUGAAGACAUCGGAAAGCUGGAGAAUUUGGAAGUGUUGAGGCUAAGGUCCUGCACAGACUUGGAAGAACUUCCAGGCUCGAUUGAGAAACUCAGUAAGUUGUACUUUCUUGACAUAUGUAAUUGUUUCAGCAUUAAGAAGUUGCCCGAAUGCAUUGGUAAGAUGAAUGGUUUAAGAAAAAUCAACAUGGCACAAUGUUCAAGAUUGAAUGAGCUGCCUGUGUCAGUGUAUGAUCUUGAUCAGCAAUUAGAGAAAGUGACAUGUGACGAAGGCGCAAGAAAUUUAUGGGAAUCUGUCUUAUCAAAUCUCGACAAAAUAACGGUGGCUAAAGAAGAAUUCAACCUGAAUUGGCUCCACAGACCUCAGAAUUGAGAGCUCUCUUUCCACAAUAAGUAUUGGAGCAAAUGUCCUGUGUGUGAUUUGUAUGGUUUAUUCUUCCCUGUUUCUCAUUUGGUGUUUGUAUGAGAUAUUGCAUCAUUCCACUGUC
Molecule: messenger RNA, 2744 nt
Organism: Pyrus x bretschneideri (Chinese white pear)
Lineage: Eukaryota; Viridiplantae; Streptophyta; Magnoliopsida; Rosales; Rosaceae
Product: probable disease resistance protein At5g66900
Exons: 5
Coding region: 251-2629 (792 amino acids)
Biological process (GO): defense response to fungus
Molecular function (GO): ADP binding
Source: RefSeq, a predicted model, not a curated record